CCUCCAGUGGACGAUGACCCUGAAGGACCAUACCCUUACGUAUACAACCGUACCGGUGCGAGUGGCGGCCACUGUCUUAUUGUCCAAGAUUACCGCUUUGGAAAGUAUCUCGGAUUUCUGGAUCUCAAGAUUGACCGAGAGUCAGGAAACAUAUUAGACUGGUCUGGAAAUCCAAUUCUGCUUAAUCAGAGUUAUGAACAAGACGAAGAAAUGCUUGCAAGCCUGAAGCCAUAUAAAAAAAUAGUAGACGACGCUGUAAAGGAAGUUGUCGGAUCCACUAAGGUGCUGCUGGAAGCAAGCGACAAACUCUGCCGCUAUAAGGAGUGCAAUGCAGUCAACCUGAUGGCUGAUGCUUUCUUCGACUACUACUCAAAUAGAGAUAGCGUAGUGGACAAGGCUUGGUCUAUUGUGAACGCCGCCGUUCUUAAUGCAGGAAUCGCAAGAGAUUCUAUUCAACCGAAAUGGAACCUCACACUUGGUGAUGUGCUCGGUGCCAUGCCCUAUGACAGUGACCUGGUUGUUAUGAACAUGACAGGUCUUGACCUCCUGAACAUGUUCGAAUUUGGCGUGACCAAUUUUACCUGGUUACCAGAUUUAAACGGGAGAUUUCUUCAAGGCUCAGGUACAGUAUACUGAGAAAUGUCCCUCAACACGUGUAACCUCGAACGUGAGCCAUGUUCAUCAUCAUACUCAUUUGUGUCAACUGCAUCCCGAGUUCUUAUACCGGCAUUCUCCAAUU
Molecule: messenger RNA, 739 nt
Organism: Dermacentor silvarum
Lineage: Eukaryota; Metazoa; Arthropoda; Arachnida; Ixodida; Ixodidae
Product: 5'-nucleotidase-like
Exons: 3
Coding region: 211-636 (141 amino acids)
Biological process (GO): AMP catabolic process
Cellular component (GO): plasma membrane
Molecular function (GO): 5'-nucleotidase activity
Source: RefSeq, a predicted model, not a curated record